AUUCUAUCAGAAACAGUUUGGACAAGAUGUGGAGAGAGACAACAUCGUUGGUGGUACUGCUACUUCUAGUACACAGAAGUCAUGGUGGUUGUCUUCCUUCUUCCUGUGGCAACAUCACCAACAUCACUUAUCCAUUUCGAUUUAAAGGCGACCCAGAGAAGUGCGGCCAUCAACUACAACAACUACACCGUCAGAGUGGUUGACCCUACAAUUCAACACCACAACUGCUCCUCCCUUCCUCUCCGUUCUCUCUCUCGCUCCAAUUUCUCUGAUACUUACACUUACCCCACGGAUCUAUACCAAGUUGGUUUAAGAGAUUAUCGUAAUUGGGAAUCUCUGAGUUUCGAGCAUAUAGUGUUUUUGAAUUGUAACCAUUCAGUGAGAGAGAAUGAGAAGUAUGUGGAGACUGGAGAGUGCGUGAAGUGGGAUUCCAAGGGCUAUGCAUAUGCAGUUGGUGGUGACCUAAAAGCUGAGGACUUUGAAGUUGGGUGUGACGUAAAGCUUGUUGCUCCAACAUCUUUGAGAACUUUGAAUAACCAUUCCUACAAUUCCAUGCACAGGGGAUUGGCCUAUGGAUUUGAGAUUUCAUGGCUGAAACUCGCCUGUCAUAAACAUUGUCCACUCUCACAAAGCAGUUGCUAUUUCGACUAUUCUAGCCAGAAGUUCAAAUGCUUUGGUAUACUGGAAGAGCUGACACUCCAGGCAUCAAGAAUUUCCCUACUUAUCAUCAUGGCAUGGGCUUGCAAAAUUGUGUUUGGGGUGCCACUGAUUGUUGCACUUGUGAUAUGUAAAUGGAGGAAAAGACGUGCAUCAAUGUUUGAAAAUAUUGAAAAUUACCUUGAACACAAUCAGUUAGCACCUAUCAGAUACUCAUACAAGGAAAUUAAGAAGAUGACGAAAAGUUUCAAAGAGAAGUUAGGUGAAGGAGGAUUUGGCUCUGUGUUUAAGGGAAAGUUGCGCAGUGGAUCUUCUGUGGCAAUCAAAAUGUUAUCCAGAUCCAAAGGAAAUGGACAAGAUUUUAUCAAUGAAGUUGGAACCAUUGGAAGAAUACAUCAUCAAAAUGUGGUACAGUUAAUUGGAUUUUGUGUUAGUGGCUCAAAGCGCGCUCUUGUGUAUGAAUUGAUGUCCAAUGGUUCUCUUGAUAAACUUAUAUUUUCAAAAGAAGGAAGUGCACAAUUAAGCUAUGAAAAGAUAUACAAUAUAUCAGUUGGAGUGGCUCGUGGGAUUUCUUAUCUUCAUCAUGGAUGUGAGAUGAAGAUUUUGCAUUUUGAUAUCAAACCACAUAACAUCUUACUAGAUGAAAACUUUAUCCCAAAGAUUUCCGACUUUGGAUUGGCAAAGUUAUAUCCAGUAGAAAACAGCAUUGUCUCAGUGACUGCAGCAAGAGGAACCAUUGGAUAUAUGGCUCCAGAAUUGUUCUACAAUAAUGUUGGAGGAAUUUCUCAUAAGGCUGAUGUUUAUAGUUUUGGAAUGCUUUUGAUGGAGAUGGCAAGCAAGAGGAAGAACCUAAAUCCUCAUGCGGAUAGAUCAAGUCAAAUUUACUUUCCAUUUUGGAUCUAUGAUCGUAUUAGAGAAGAGGAAGAUAUAGAUAUACAAGAUUUGACUGAAGAGGAAAAGAAAAUAACAAAGAAGAUGAUCAUAGUUGCACUUUGGUGUAUACAAUUGAAACCAAAUAAUCGUCCCUCAAUGAAUAGAGUGGUAAAAAUGCUUGAAGGAAAUAUUGAAGACCUCGAAAUACCUCCAAAAUCUACUUUAUAUCCUGAUGAAAUGAAUAUAGAUGAUCAAACAAUAAACUCAAAGUCCACAGACUUCGACACAUUCUCUUAAGUAAUUCAUGUAAGCUGCAACUAUGCAGCUAAUCCUUUAAUGAAGCAUGCUAUUUGACAAUUCAUAA
Molecule: messenger RNA, 1894 nt
Organism: Vigna umbellata (rice bean)
Lineage: Eukaryota; Viridiplantae; Streptophyta; Magnoliopsida; Fabales; Fabaceae
Product: rust resistance kinase Lr10-like
Biological process (GO): protein phosphorylation
Molecular function (GO): ATP binding; polysaccharide binding; protein kinase activity
Source: RefSeq, a predicted model, not a curated record